CGUCGGGGCAGGAAGGAAGGGGGGGUGUCAUGGCGACGAAUAUCGAGCAGAUCCUUCGGUCCUUUGUGGUCAGCAAAUUCCGGGAGAUCCAGGAGGAGCAGCAGCAGCAGCACGGCGGUGCAAAUGUGGAAGGGCAGCCCAAUGGUGACACGAUCCCAGCUGAGCAGGCCGGGCCUUCCGAAGCCUCUGGAGCUGCUGGGAGUUGUCAGAGUGAUCAGAUAGUGCAGAAAAUAGAGGAAGUGCUCUCUGGAGCCCUCGGGACAGAGCUGCAGUGCAAUCCAGAUGUAGACAAAAAUACUGUGAAAAAUAGUACUCAGUCUACAAAAAGGAGCUCUACAGGUGAAGAUGAAAUUCCUAGGAAAAAAGCAAAGAAAAACAAGAAGCACAAAAGCAAGAAGAAGAAGAAAAAGAAGAAGAAAAGGAAGAAAGAGAAGAAGCAUAAAAAGCAACCAAAGGAAUCCAAGUUGAGCGCGCGUCCCGGAGAGCCUGCAGGCGUGCAGCCAGCCCCUCCCUUGGUGCCAGAGCAGUCCAGCUCCCAAGUGAAUGUACAGCAAGGAGUGUUUGCAGAUGCAAACCUGGCUGGCCACGUGCAGCCAGAACUGUGCUCCAAACCAGCUGAGGGGCUUGAUAAUCAAGCUUUAGGACUUGUUUCUCAUUCAGUGACUGAUUCUCAGCAAUCUGCAGAAAAUCUUGGAAGUGGGGAGGGGACUUUGUGUGCAGCAAAUCCUCCAUUUAAUUUAGAAAGCAUCCAGUCUAAUAUCCCAGAAAAUACUAGUAUAGCUCAAACUAGAAUUUGCACUAGCGAAGAACAAAUUCAACAGUACCAUGAAAAUAUUUAUCCCGUAGCUAUUAAUGCCAGUGUUGUUGAUACUGGAAGUAAUACUUGGUCCAGCAUCCCAUCUGGAAUUGUCAGUAAAUCAGAGAUUCAGAAAGAUUCAGUAGAAGCACUGGGAGGUACAGAAGUCUCUCUGAAAUCUCAAGGCAUUGGGGAAGUAAAAGCUUCGGAUGCAGCUCUGGAGCCUGAGAGCAUGGAGGUGUUGACUUACUCGGAAGCAUCUCAUCAGUCUGUGUCUCACAGGGCAGCACAGGGGUUGGAAACAGCUUCAGAAUCUGUGUCCUUGGCAAGUGGUGUGACAACAACCCCUACACCUGCAAAUUUGGCACAUCCAGGUGCUGUGACUGUAGCUCACAUGGCAGUGGCUGGGCAAGAAGUGAAAAUUCCAGAAACAGCUGAAAAAUCUCUGCACAUGGGAAAUGUGAGAAGUGUGGAGAGACCUUCAGAACUGGGGGGUGUGAGCAGAACUUUGGAGCCAUCCCUGCAGCCCUCAGUCAUGUCUGGGAGUUUGAGCAUGACGCAGGGCAGCCCUGUGGAGGCUUCCAGUGUUCUGAAAGCAGGUGUACCUUUGCAACAUCCUUUGACAAUAUCUGCAGCCACCCCUGUGACCCACGUGGAAAUAAGUGCCAAAACACCUCCAGGACCAGGAGCUGUUACAAAAAUGAAGGAUACAGAACCAGCUAUGGGGAGUGUGAAAGCUUUAGAAACAACCAUGGAACCUGUUGUAGCAAAAGAUGUCAGAGCAGCUCAUGAAAGUCUGCAAGGCAGAAGUGUGGAAGGAACCACUGGUUCUGCAACAGCACUGGGUGCAUCAGGAAUGUUCCUACAACAUGGAGUCUUGGCAGAAACAAGGAGUGUGGACAGAAGCCAGGGAUCUGCACUUCCAGCAGGAUUGACAGGGAAGAACGUGGCUGCAGAGACAAAAGGAUUAGGAGCAACUUCAGAACCUGCAGCAGUUGUACAGACCUUCAUUCCCCAAACGGCUCCAGAAGUCCACAUGGCAGAGGGUUUUAGAAGUCCACGAGCAAAAGAUUCAGAAGGUACUUCAUUGCUGAGAGAAUCAAGACCUGAGAGUGAAUCACAUGUGAGAGGUUUGACAUCUUCUCUGUCUUUGCAGAAGGAAAACACACAAGGUCCAGGAGGAGUCCUGAGACCAGUGGCUGGGGUGGAAGCAAAAACUUUCACAACAGCUUCAAUGUCCUUACAAGUAGAAGGUGUGAAAGCUUCAGAAGAAGCUGUGCAUUGUGGGACUGUUGCAAGUCCAGGACUUCCUGCCUUAGAAAGGACUCCUGAACCUGUGGUUGCAUGUGAAAGCAUGGAACCAGUUAGAGGGGCUGAGGCAUCAGCAGGGGUGAUGCCAUGGCAAGCCACAGCAGAGAGAGAACCUCUCCACGCAGGCCUGACAGAGAGUUCCAUCAUUGCACGGUCGCAGAUCGUGACACACACGGGACCCUCACACACUGAGGUGCUGAGGAAGAGAAAGGAUUCAGAACAUGUUCCAGAAGCAGAGACAAGGAGCAGAGAAGCAAUCCUAGAAACUGUGCAAACUUCAGAAACCAGUUCAAAAUCUAUUCAGGAACAAGUAGUAGGUCAUUCAGCAGCGGUAUUGGAGUCUUUGCCCAGAGUGGAAGAAGACAGUACGGCAUCAGGAGUACUGACAGAUACACAAACUCAGGGAUCUGCUGUAGAACAUGAAAUUGCAGCAAGGAGGACCAGCACACAAGGAAGUGAGCUCUCUGAAAUGGAGAAAGCAAAAUAUUUGGAGCCAGUAUCAGAAGCUGGAGGAAUGAGGUGGUUAGAGAGCACGACAGAGUCUGCAACAGUAGAGGUGAAAGGUUCUGAAACAGGUGAAAAGCUUGAGGUACCCAUGGGUGAUGCUUCAGCAGCUGUUCCAGAAUACCUGCAUGCUGAAAAGCAGCAAGAUCUUCAGGUAGUUCUAGAAGCAAAACCUGCUGCAGAAUGGAAGAGUUCAGAAGAGGCUCCAGAAAUCUUGGGUGUUUCUGAAAUAAAGCCUUCUGAAGCAGUUCCAAAACCAGGGGAUAUGAAAGGCCUGGAAACUGCACUGGAACAUGAAGUGACAGCUGAGGUACAAUAUGUAGAAGGCGUACAGAGUCAACAGGUAGAGGAUAUGGUGAUUGAGAAGGAAGAUGUGGAGCAGACUCAAACAUCUGAACCUUUAGUAGCAGAAACAGUUCUUAGUUCUUCACAUGCAGCAGAGGAAAAAGUUUCAGCAGGAACUCCUGUAGCAGAAACACAAGAUUUGGAAACAGCUCCUCAGACUCAUGUAGAGCUGAAAGAUGCAGAAGCAGCUGCAGGGCUGGAGGCAGAGACAAAAGAUUUAGAAGCAGGUCCAGCACCUGAGACUGAUGCAGAAGCAGGUCCAGAACUUAUAGAGGAAGGCCAGUUGGAAGACACUCCAGAGGCUGAGGAUGUCAAAGAAGCAACUCCUGAAGAGGACUCAGAGAAAAGAGACUCAGAAACAUCUGAUGUGCAACCUGAUGUGGCAGCACGAAUGAAGGAGACUCUCAUGAGGCUUGAGAAUGUUGUUGAAAAAAGUAGUCAUAGAACCAGUGAGAAAAAACAUGAUUCAAAGAAACAGAAAAGGAGCCGCUCCAAGUCUCAGUCCAGGUCUAGGAAGCGGAAGAAAAAAUCAAGGUCACGUUCCACUUCCAGGCGUUUGACCUCUAAAAGAGCACGUUCUAGGAGCAGAAACUAUUCCGUUUCUAGAAAAAAGCAUUCCAAAUCUAGGUCCCGAUCUGUGGAGAAGAGAGAGAGAAGAUUGUCUUCCCGGCGGUCCAGGCGCAGACAUUCUAGAUCAUCUGACCGUUACAGGUCUAAAUCCAGAUCAGCAGAAAAGAGAUUGUCCAGACGGAGGCGUUCCAGGUCCUCUGACCACUACAGGUCUAAAUCCAGGUCAGUGGAGAAGCAGCUGUCCUCCCGAAGGUCCAGACGCAGACGCUCCAGGUCAUCUGACCGCUAUAGAUCCAAGUCCAGGUCCGUGGAGAAGCGAUUGUCCUCCCGAAGAUCCGGGCGCAGACGUUCCAGGUCUUCCGACCGCUACAGGUCUAAGUCACGGUCAGCAGAGAAGCGAUUGUCCUCCCGAAGGUCCGGGCGGAGACGUUCCAGGUCCUCUGACCGCUACAGAUCCAAGUCCAGGUCAGCAGAGAAGCGAUUGUCUUCCCGAAGGUCCGGGCGGAGACGUUCCAGAUCUUCUGACCGCUACAGGUCUAAGUCCAGGUCAGUGGAGAAGCGGCUGUCCUCCCGAAGGUCCGGGCGGAGACGUUCCCGGUCGUCCGACCGCUACAGGUCUAAGUCACGGUCAGCGGAAAAGAGGUUGUCCUCCUGGCGAUCCCGCCGCAGACAUUCCAGGUCCUCUGACCGUUCAAAAUCUAGAUCCAGGUCUUCAGAAAAGGGAGGAGGCAAAGAAUACUCCUGGAGGUUCAGGCAUCGGUCUGGUUCCUCUGAUGGUUCAAAAUCCAGGUCAAGAUCUGUUGAGAAAAGAGGUCGGAAGGCGUCCGUGCGGAGGUCCAAACGUCAGCGCUCAAAGUCCUCGGAUCGCUACAAGUCUCGAUCCAGGUCAGUAGAAAAAAGGGAUCGAAAGCAAUCGUCACGGAAGUCUAAACGUCAGCGCUCCAAGUCCUCUGACCGUUACAAGUCUAGAUCCAAGUCAGUGGAAAAAAAGAAGGAAUCCUCACGAAAAUCCAAGCGUCGACGCUCAAAAUCUUCUGAACGUUACAAGUCUAGGUCUAGGUCUGUCGAAAAAAAGCGCAAGGAGUCUUCAAAAAAAUCCAAACGGAAACGUUCCAAGUCCUCUGACAGUGUUAAGUCAAGGUCCAAGUCUGUAGAAAAAAAAGAUAAGUUAUCCUCAGCAAAGUCCAUUAGCAAGCAUGAGUCUUCUGAACUUCAGGAGUCAGCCAAAGGUCUGGAUGAAGAUGUUCCUCAGUCUUCUGUUGGAAGUGAAGGUAAAUCCUCUAAUGGUCCCACAGCAGUAGCUUUGUCUGAUGAAGGAGUAAACGGCCCAGUACUGCCACCAUCAUUUGGAAGUGGAUUAUCCAAACCUUCAGAGAGCCUUGAGGAAAGGGCCUCAUCUGUUGAAAAAACAGCAGAUGUGCAGCAUUCUGCCACAUCUGAAUUUGAUACCUCCAAAACCCCAGAUGACCAGGAACUGAGAUCCACAUCUGUUGAAAAAACACAGGAUUCAGAGCUGUCUGUGACAUCUGAAAAUGGAUCAACUGAAAAAGCAGCAGCUCAGGAGUCUUCAUUGCUACCUGAACUGCCAUACUCCACAUCCAGGUCAAGAUCCAUAUCUGCUUCAGCAACAGAAUUUCAUGUCUCUGCAUCCUGUGAAGGUGAGUCCAGAACUGCACCUCUCAAAGAAGUAGAAGGUCCAGAGCUUCCUCCAGCACUAAAAAGAGAUAUGGAACUCCAGUCAGCUCUCCUGUCCAAAGGUGGGGUCUCCAACUUGUCUGAUGGUCACGAUUCACAGCAUAUCCCUGAUGAACACAAAGAGCUUUCACAGGUCCUGCAAGUACCUGAACGUGAGUCUUCCCAGCUGGCUGACAGCCCUGGAGCAGUGGAACCUCAGAGGCCUUUCCUGCCACCUGAGAUGAUCCGCCCUGUGAUCCCUGAUGGCUGUGAGUCAGGCCAGAUGCGGGAGCCUUCUUUGGCUUCUGAUGGUGGACACUUUGUGUCUCCUGAUGGACAUGGAUCAGGAUCCAGCUUCACUGCACCAAUAGAGGAGCAUCCAUUGUCUGUAGGAGAGUCCUUUAAGUCACCCCAUGGAAAUGAGCAAAGAUUUUUAUCUGUUGAAAAAGUCAAGACUCCAGAUGUUUCCCUGACAUCUAUGUGUGGUUCUGUUGAGGUGUCUGCCGACGUUAUUUCAGUGUCUUCUUUUGAAGUUCAUGAGUCCAGAUCAUCUGUUGACAAAGCUUUAGACGGUCCAAUGCUUCCACAAGUGCUCGAGGUCGACUGCUCCAGAUCUUCGGAAAUGCGCGAAUCGAGAUACCUAACUGGAAAAAUAGAUGGUGCGGGAUCUUUGGUGAUGUCUAAAAGUGGGAUUCCCAUAUGCCACGAUGGCCACAAAGCAAAGUACAACUCCUUUGAGCAAACAGAGAGUGCAGAACUGUCAGUGGCAUCUGAGCUCCGGCGUUCCAUCUUUCCUGAAGGCUAUAAAUUGACAUCCGCUGCCGUUGAAAAAGUGGAGAUCCAGAAGCCUUCUCUCUCACUGGAAAGUGGCUUCUCCGUGUCUGCUGAUGGCUGUGAAUCAGUGGGCACACCGGAAAAACUACAGCCCCCAGUGGCUGCUGUGCCAUCAGAAGGUGGGGUUCUGCUGUUGCCUGACAGUCAGGAGCUGAGACCCGUCCCUGCAGAUAAAGCAGAAAUGCUGAAUUCAUCUGAACUGAAACACCUGGCGUCCCCUGAUGGCUACAAGCUGAGAUCUGCCUAUAGUGAAGAAGUACAGGAGCCCAUUCUGGUAGGGGAAAGCAGGUGUUCUGUUGCCUCCGAUGGUCAUGAGUUGGCAUCUACCACUUCUGAAAGAGCUGAGGAGCCUUCUCAAGUGUCUGAAAAUGAGUAUACAAUAGGGAUUGAUGGCCCGGAGUUGACAUCAACCCCUGCUGCAAAAACAGAGCUGCGGAGGCUUUAUCAGAUGCCUGGAGAAAGAGGUCUGGAGUCCAUGGACAGCUGCGACCUGCAGUCACCCUCUGCUGAAGACACACGGGUCCAACAGACCUCUCUGGUGUCUGAAAAUAAACAUGCCGUGUCCUGGGUGGGCCAGGAGUUGAGGUCCAGCUCUCCUGAGAAGGCAGAGGUGCAGGAGGAGGCUGUGGUUCCGGACAGUGCUGUGUCUUCUAAAGAUCACAGAUUGACCUCCUUGUUGGCUGGAAAACCAGAAGUGCAGGAGCGUUCUCUGGUGCCUGAAAGUGAAUAUGGUGAGUCUCCUGAGGGCCAGGAAGUGGCUGAGGCCAGCCCUGCUGAGAAGGAGGUGCAAGAACCUUCUCUGACACCUGGCAGUGAAUGUUCCAUCUUCCAUCAAGGCCAAAUACUGCAGUCUGGCCCCGCUGAAAGCACAGCAGUGCAGGCUCCAGUGCUGGUCCAUUAUGCUGUAUCUCCCGAGGGCCAGGAGGUGCAGGAGUGUUCUUUGCUGUCUGAAAACGAGUACGAGGCAUCCCCCAAAAGGCAUCAUUUGAGAUCCAGUCCUGUUGAAAAAGAAGAAUUGGAGGAACAUUCUGAAGCAUCUGAAAGUGAAAGUUCAAUAUCCAGUGAUAGCCAGGAGUUGCAGCCUGCUGUUGUUGGAAAAACAGAGGGGCAGGAGUUGUCCUUGUCUGAAGGUGAAUGUUCCAUGACUCCUGAAGGUCAGGAGCUGCAGUCCAGCCCUGCUGAAAGAGUUCUAGCCAAGGAGACUUCCCUGACAUCUGAGCGUGCUCUGUCACCUGAGGAGCGCGAGUCAAGAUUGGAGCGUGCUGAGGAGACAGAGGGUGGGGAUUCUACUGUGACAGCUGAACGUGACCAUCUCUUUUUUGAGAGCCAGGAGGUGAGUUUCACCUCUCUUCAGAAAGCAGAUGUGCGGGACCAUUCUCCAACACCUGAAAAUGAACAUGGAGCAUCUCCUGAUGGGCAGGAGUUGAGAUUCACCACUGUUGAAAAAGUGGAUGGUCUUGAACCUUUGACAGUGAACGAUAGAGCCUCCAUGUCCCCUGAUGGCAGUGACUUGAAUUCCGUCCCUGCUGAAAAGAUGGAUCAUGCAAUGCCUUCUUUAGUGCCUGAAGGGCGCUCGGUGUCCCCUGAUAACUGCAGUGUGGGCCCUGGUGAAGAAGCAGGGGAUCUGGAGCCCUCUGUGAGAUCUGAGCGUAGAGACUCCACAUCCUCCUAUCAGGAAGGUCAUGAGCCAAGGUCUCCCAUGGAGGAAGAGGGUCUGGAGUCCUCUGUGACAUCUGAACAUAGACAAUCCCUGUCCCCUGAGGGCCAUGACCAGAAGUCUAUUGCAGAUGAAGAAAUGGAUGAUCUGGAGAGGCGUUCCACUUCUCCUGAUGAGCACGAGUCAAGAUCUAGCACUGGUGAAGAAGCAGAGGAUAUGGAGCAGCCUUUGACAACAGAACGUAGGUGCUCUGAGUCCUCUGAUGAGCACGAGUCAAGGUCAACCACUGGAGAAGAGGCAGAGGAUGCAGAGACUUCCUUGGCAGCUGAAAGAAGAGAUUCCGUAUCCUCUGAUGACCGUGAGUCGAGGUCUGCUGCUGGGGAAGAUGUAGAAGAUGGGGAGCCCUCCUUGACAGCAGAACGUAGACACUCCACAUCUUCUGAUGACCACGAGUCAAGGUCUUCAGCUGAUGAAGAAGCAGAGGAUGUGACAGCUGAUCGUCGCUCUGUGUCUCCUGAUGGACGGGAGUCAAGGUCAACGGUUGGCGAGGAAGCAGAGGACCAGGAGGUCUCUUUGACAGCAGAGCGUAGACACUCCACGUCUUCCGAUGAACAGGAGUCAAGGUCUACUGCUGGUGAAGAUGCAGAGGAUGUGGAACCCUCCUCAGCAGCUGAACAAAGAGAUUCCACCUCAUCAGACGAGCAAGAGUCAAGGUCUACUGCUGGUGAAGAAGCUGAGGAUGUGGAACCUCUGACAGCUGAACACAGGCGUUCCGCAUCCCCUGAUGGGGCUGAAUCGAGGUCUACCACUGCUGAAGAGGAAGCAGAGGAUGCAGAGCCCUCCUUGACAGCUGAACAAAGAGAGUCCACAUCAUCAGAUGAGCAUGAGUCAGAGUCUUCCAGUGGUGAAGAGGAGGGAGAGGAUGCAGAACCCUCUUUGGCAGAUGAGGAAAAGCAGGAUUCCAUGCCUCUUGAGCAGUCAGAAGAACAGGACUCUUCCGUUGUCCCUGAAAGCAGACGUUCCGAGUCUUCCGAGCGUGAAAAAUCCAGAUCCAAAUCUGUUGAUAAAGCAUCUGACAAAGAGUCUCCACAGAGAUCUGAGAGCAGGCACUCAAAGUCUCCUGCUCACCCAAAGAGCCGAUCCACAUCUGUGGAGAAAACAGCGGACAAAGAGUCCGUGCGGAGGUACAGACGGAGACGCUCCAGGUCCACGGCUCACCAGAGGAGCCAGUCAACCUCUGUGGAGAAAACAGCAGACAAGGAGUCCUCACGCAGGUCCAGGCGGAGACGCUCCAGGUCUGCUGCUCGCCAGAGGAGCCAGUCCAAGUCUGUGGAGAAAGCUGCAGACAAGGAGUCCUCGCGCAGGUCCAGGAGCCGGCGCUCCAGGUCUUCCCAGCGUAGGUCCAAGAGAUACGACACGGACUCGCGCUCCAGGCGGAAUCGCUCCCGGUCAGCCACACGGAGAAGAGCGUCCAGGUCUCGCUCCAGCUCCCUGUCACGCUCCAGGCACAGGAGGAGAAGCAGGUCGAGGUCGGCGUCACGAAGGCGGCGUUCCUUGUCCAGAGACAGGCGCAAGAGGUCUCAGAGAAACAGGUCGAGGUCCACUGACAGGAGAAGGAGGAGAUCCGACUCCAGGGACCGCAGGAUAUCGCUCCGGUUGCGCAGCAGGAGCCGGACCCCUCUGCGGCAGAGGCGCUCGCGCUCCAGGGGGAGGAGGAGGAGCUCCAGCAGGUCCCCGAUCCGGCUGCGGCGCUCGCGCUCCUCGGGGAGGAGGCGCUACAGCAGAUCCCCCGACCGGCGCCGCUCCCGCUCCUCGGAGUUCUCCAGCAGGUCACCCAAACGUCUCACAGACCUGGACAAGGCCCAGCUACUGGAGAUCGCCAAGGCCAACGCAGCCGCCAUGUGUGCGAAGUCUGGCGUGCCUCUGCCCCCGAGCCUGAUGCCUCUGCUGUCCCAGAAGAAGGAUGACAAAGCCAACCAAAAGUCCUCGAGGGACACCUUGAAGGAGCUCACUGAGAAAUGCAAGAAGAUUGCUCAGAGCACUGAUGAUGUGAUAGUGAACAAGCCUCAUGUUUCUGAUGAGGAGGAGGAAGAACGUCCUUUCUAUAACCAUCCUUUCAAGCUGAGUGAACCCAAACCUAUUUUCUUCAAUUUAAGUACUCCCAGCAUAAAACCAGCACCACCACCCCAACCAAAAAACCAGGUCAGCCUGUCCAAGGAAUUCCCCGUGUCCUCUGGGUCUCAGCAUAGGAAGAAGGAGGCAGACAGUGUGUAUGGAGAGUGGGUUCCCGUGGACAAGAACGGCAAAGACGACGGCAAGGACGACGUUUUCCCCAAGCCAGCCAUUGAGUGUGUGGACAUAACCACAGCCAUGAACGACAGAGCAGUGGCCCAGAAGAGGCUCAAUGAGAACUCCUUUGACCUGGAGGCCAUGUGCAUGCUGAACCGGGCACAGGAGCAGAUCGAUGCCUGGGCUCAGUCCAACUCCAUCCCCGGGCAGUUCACGGGCAGCACCGGCGCGCAGAUCCUGUCCUCGGACGAGCUCACCAACAGCGGGCCCCAGGCGUGGAUCCGAAAGGAUCAGUUCUUAAGAGCAGCCCCUGUAACUGGAGGAAUGGGAGCUCAGCUGAUGAGGAAGAUGGGCUGGAGAGAAGGAGAAGGCCUUGGGAAGAACAAGGAAGGCAGCGUUGAGCCCAUCAUGGUGGACUUUAAGACGGAUAGAAAAGGGCUGGUUGCUGUGGGAGAGAAGGCCCAGAAGAGGUCUGGCCAUUACGUGGUGAUGAAGGAUCUUUCAGGGAAGCACCCGGUGUCUGCGCUGAUGGAGAUCUGCAACAAGAGGAGGUGGACGCCCCCCGAGUUCGUGCUGGUGGACGACAGUGGGCCUGAUCACCGCAAGCAUUUCAUCUUCAAGGUGAGAGUCAAUGGCAACGAGUACAGGCCCACCUUUGCCAGCCUUAACAAGAAGCACGCGAAAGCCACGGCGGCCACGGCGGCGCUGCAGGCCAUGGGACUCGUACCAAAGGAAAGCAUGGUCAAUACCACCAUGUUCAGGAGUGCCUCACACCGCUAAGCUUGGCUUUACUGGGACACUGGUUCUGAGCAUUUUACUCUGCACAAGAAAUGGUAUUUGCCCCUCUCAUGUUGUAAAUACAUCGGCGAUUCCCACCUUGUAAAAACUGUACAGACACCCGCAGGUUUUUCUUUUGUACCAUCCAAAUGUAUUUAAAUCAUACUUAGUUUUUGGUAUGUUUAUAUUGUUUACAUUAGUGAUGUAAUUAUUUCUUAAACGACUAAAUCAGACGACAGACUCUGGAGGCAUCAGAAAUCCAGACCCUUGGCUGAAGCUCCUGCAGUUCCUCUCCUGUCAGAGCGUUGACCCUUUCUUUGAUACAGUUUUGUAGUGGCUGCAGGGUUCCCUGGGCUCGGGGAGGUGCUGGGGACACCCUGGGGCCGUGCCCGGGCGCUGCCCCUCGGUGCCACCCCAGGGCGGCCGGGGGCACGCGGGGGCUCGGGCACGGCCCGGCCUCGCAGCGGGGCUGCUCUUCCCAACCAGGGAAUCCACUGCCUGAUGCUGAUUGUACGGAUUUGUGGUUCAUGUGAAUUUUAAACUCUUUAACAAAUCUACAACUGGAUUUGGGGGGAGGGAGGGGGUAGAAUGAUGCUUCAAUUGUUGUACCCAACUUGGUCAAUAAAGCAGCACAAGUUCAUAAUCUUCA
Messenger RNA from Agelaius phoeniceus (red-winged blackbird), 11406 nucleotides. It is a transcript of the gene SON, whose product is annotated as SON DNA and RNA binding protein. NCBI's taxonomy places the organism in Eukaryota, Metazoa, Chordata, Aves, Passeriformes, Icteridae. The record is from RefSeq and is a predicted model, not a curated record. Gene Ontology annotation, biological process: regulation of cell cycle; regulation of mRNA splicing, via spliceosome. Gene Ontology annotation, molecular function: RNA binding.